GGGCGGAGCGAGGGCGGCAGCGCGGGCCGUUCGUCCUCGGCGGCCAUGGAGCGCUACGUGCUGCUCCUCGGCUGGGGCGCUGCGGCGGGCGGCGCCGAGCACGGAGCCGGCACUGAAGCAGGUAUUGCUGCGGGGGGUGAGGCCGGAGAAGGUAUCUGUGGUCAUUCAGCUGUGACUGUUGCAAAUAUUUAUAAGCUCCUGAAGGAAAAAUGUAAUUCGUCUAUAAAAGCAGAUACAAUGACAUUUCCAGCAUGUUCAGUGGCUGGUGUUCCAGGCAUAAAGAAAUGGUACUUUGCAAGUCAUGUUAUAUGUGGUUAUUAUCAAUUCUGCAGUUCUGACUGGGAGGAAAUAAAUUCUGACAUGCAGAAAAAUGAAGACUCUCUCCAAACAACUAUUGAGAAGUGCCUGGGAAACAUACAGAACUUUGAGGAAGAUGACAAUAACAGCAGGGAGUCACUGUCUAUGGCUGAUGUUUAUGAUGAAGCUGCAGAAAGUCUGCAUCAGUUGGCUGACAGACUGCCUGCCCCAGGAAGAGCAAUGGUGGAUAUAAUACUACAGGCUGUCGAAGGAGAUGCACCCAAAUUAAAAGACUGCUUACCUGUGAUUGGUGCCCUGAAACACCUGAGAGAGUGGCACUCUGCACAAAUCACCAUUGCAACAAGUGACUCUAAAGGCUGGCAAAAGAUUGCAGACUACCUAUCGGCAGACUUUGUCUCCUCAGAUAAUGUCCUGGAUGUUAUCAAUUUGAAAGAACUCUGGAGGGGAAAGGUUCAGAUAUGGGAAAGAAAGUUUGCAUCAGAAGUUAGCUUUCCAGAAUUUUGUAUGAAGAGCACUUCAGCAAAACCUCUCAGCACUUCACAUGUAAAUUCUUGCUUUGCUGUUAAAGAAGAGCAGCGGUGUGUGAAUUCUGAUGCUUUGCCAGAGGUUUUUCAUUAUUAUGGUCCUGCAUUAGAGUUUUUACGGAUGGUUGUCCUCUCUGAACUCCCCCCCUUUUUUAUAUCAGAUCUGGAAUUUGAGCUGAGCCUGGCAAGAAAGGGCAGAAAGGAGAUGUCUGCACUGCUUUUAGAUCAGAUUUCUUCUCUCUCUGGGAAGGUGGGAGCUUUAGUUUCAUUAACAUGCAAUGUAAGCAGUAUAGCAAUCCCAUCCCCUGCCCAACUGAGUACAAAGAAAUGGAAGGAAUAUAUGGCUAGAAAACCUAAGGUCAUUACUGUUCCAGAAAUUGAUCUGAAAGGAGAAUCUUGUAGGUACUAUUUCUUGCUACAAGGCAAUGGUUCAGGAGGAUGUAAAGCAACCUUAAUUCAUUCUGCAACACAAAUCAAUGGUAUGGCCACUCUUGCUGCUGUAAAUAGAAUGCUGAAGACAAAUGCAGGAGAAACAGAGUCAAACUUUCCUAUUGAUGACUUUAUUGAGUCUCUGCCACGGUUUUGUGGAAAGCAAAUUGUACAGAGAGAAAAGAAACUAUCACAUCUCCAGGCAUCUGCCUUGAAGGAGUAUCUCAAGAGAAAGAAAUUGACUGAGCAGCCGCCAGUUAUUUCUACUGGUGAACUCAAAAGCUUAUUAGAACUUACAAGAGAAUGCUUUUUGGACCUAUGGAGAACUAAUCUUCCUGAAUCUGUUCUGCAGAAGGCUGCCAAUAAAACUAGUUCACAUACGGUGGCUUCUGAAUCUGAUUUAAUGGAGCCAAAUCCAUUGGAAUGGCCAGAAAGACACGUUCUUCAGAAUUUGGAGAACUUUGAAAAAAUCAAACAAAAAAUGAGAGCUUCUAUGCUUGCACAUUCAUCUGAGCAAUUGCUUGGACAUAAAGAUAGCCAGCGGGAGUCACUGACAUCACUCGAUGCUAAGGAGUUACUGAAAUACUUCACACCAGAAGGGCUGCCAGUUGGUGAUCUUCAGCCACUGCAUAUUCCCAAACGUGAAAGUGCAUUCUUUUUGACACCCGAGCUUACUCCUCGGAAGCUAAGAGGUCUGCCUUUUGAAAAAGCAGCUGGAUGCUAUUAUCAUGGAAUCGAAUACUGUCUAGAUAACAGGAAAGCUUUAGAGAGAGACUUGGGAUAUGCUGAACUUCAAGCUCGUCUUAUUCGCUAUGAAACUCAGACCACUUGCACCAAGGAGUGCUGCCCUCUGCCGGUCGUCUUGAGCCCUCUGCCGGCUGUUCUGAGCCCGCUGCCGUCUCCUGCAGUCUUGUCAGAGCCUGGAAGCGUCCCCGAUGGAGAGUCUUUACAAAGUGAAUUCAGAACAGAGGUACUGAGGCUAAAACGCAGAUCGAAAGACUUGGAUUGCUUUUGUCCCAGGAAAAGGCUAAUGAAAUCAGAGAGUACAGACUCUCUCCUCUCCCAGGCAAGUGGGGGAAAUGGGAGUCAUAAUGCAGUGGUUGUAACCAGGAAGCGCUCUGAAAGAUCAGUUUCUUUAACUUCAAUGGUGUUGAAACAGUCUGGUCAGCCCCACAAAGCAGCCACGAGGUCUGGCUCAGCAAGCUGUGUAAGUGCAACAGAAUCUGAGACUUCAAAGCCAGUUAAGGAAUCAAGAUCUCAGAAACAUACAAGGAUGCUGAAGGAAGUGGUAGCCAAGACUCUACAAAAACAUGGAAUUGCUGAGGAUCACAAGUGCUUUGCGUCAUGCAGCCAACGUCUAUUUGAGAUAUCAAAGUUUUACUUAAAGGAUCUUAAAACUUCUAGAGGACUUCUUGAUGAAAUGAAGAAAACAGCGAGUAACAAUGCUAAGCAGGUGAUUGAAUGGGUUCUGGAGAAAACUGGCAAGUAGAAACUGCAGAAACACAGCACUUCUGACUGCAGGAAAAACAUGAUACUGAGUAACACAUGCAACCAUGUACUCAAGCACCAGAAGAACUUGGUCAGCAUAAUGACACAGUCAUAGUUCUUAAACACAGUAGCAUCUUUUGAAACAUUUCAUACUGAAAGAUUUAAUUUCUUAAAUCAAAUGAGAAAGGUUUUAUUUUAUAUGUGUAUUUAUUAUGUUUUAUUCGUAAGAGGAAUACAGCUUGGCUUGUUUUUUAUAAAGCUCUGUAUGUUUUUCAAUGAGUGUAUUUUUACUGUGCAUUAAAACAAAAAAUGCUGGAUCUAAUUUUAAUAAUGGAAUCACUUUGUUUUACCUUUUGCACAAAGACCUCUGUUCUAUUUAUUACUACUUGCUGUUGUAUAUACUGAAUAAAACUGUUUACAGUGUG
Messenger RNA from Gallus gallus (chicken), 3184 nucleotides. It is a transcript of the gene MTBP, whose product is annotated as MDM2 binding protein. Gene Ontology annotation, cellular component: kinetochore. The record is from RefSeq and is a predicted model, not a curated record. Gene Ontology annotation, biological process: traversing start control point of mitotic cell cycle; protein localization to kinetochore; regulation of protein ubiquitination. The transcript has 22 exons. NCBI's taxonomy places the organism in Eukaryota, Metazoa, Chordata, Aves, Galliformes, Phasianidae. Bases 46 to 2760 code for a protein of 904 amino acids.